AUGCUCUACCACGCACUCCUCUGGCUUUACACGUCCUACAGGGAAAGCGCUACCGCAACCAUCGCUGCUCGUCUUCAAGCCAGCGCCGCCAUCGUCCUUCAAUUCUUGGCUUUGCUCUCUCCCGAGAGUGCGCCGGUUUACGAUCGUCUUACGCUUCGCGGGGCUGGCAGCGUCAUCAUUCCCACUGGACACUCGCAGAUCAAUGCGCAUCUCGCCGUCAUCCCUGGCCUCUUGGUCUCUUGGCCAUCUGUUCGCGCUCGCUCCUUCGAUGACGCCGAACCAAUUCCAUCUGUCAUCGAGACUGGCCUCACCGUCUACACCGGCUUUCCUCUUGCCGUCAUCCCGUCGUCAAUCCCGACGUCAACCCCGACCGAGAAUGCCCUAGUCACGGCCUCCGGUUCAACAGCCGGCUCGACCUUACUGGGCGCAUACCUUAUCGACGCGGUCAUUGUCUCGUUUCUGGUCUGGCUCGUUCAAGCUACCGCCGCGGCGGUUCGUAACGCCUACCAGGACGAGGACGAGGAUAUCCCCGAAGUUUAUCCUCAAUGGGCAUACACCGCCGAGCUCACCAGCAUGUCUACCGACCUUCAGCUUGAGUUCCUCGACAACGACUCGCCGCCUCAAACGCAACCCUCGGAGAAGGUUGACCGGGCCCCCAUCUGGGAGCCUGUCGUCUUUAAGCUCUUCCAACUCCUCGUAGCCCUCAACUUCAAGUACACCGCCGCCGUAUGCCCGCCGCCCACCGCGCUUCUCGAUGCUACCAUCCGCCAUCAAGAAGCCCAGAUCCGCAUCUUUUCCCUGACCCUCGACUACGCUACGCUCUCCAGCAACCUCGAUAUCCUCCGCACCCAGAACGCCGGUAACCAACACACUAUCUCAGCCCUCCGCAAUGAAGUCGUAACCCUUGAUGUUCGUCUUAAGACGAGCCAGGAUGAGGUCCUUCAUGUGCACGGCGAGAACGGCAAGCUGGGAGAGGAAGUCAAGGAGCAGCAAGUAGUGAUCGAGGCGCAGGCGAUAAAGAUCGGCGAGCAGGAGGCGUGCACGGCGGAUGUUACUGCGCAACGCGACGAGGAGAUCGAGGAGAACAAGGCGCUUCAGGCGAAGAACGAGGAGCUCCAGGCGAAGAUAGACGGUCUCGUAGAAGACAAGGCGCGCUUGGAAGGGGAGAGGUACGAGAUACAACAGACGGUCAACACCCAGCGCCGGGAGAUCAUCCUGCUAGGGCAAGACAACAUCAGCCUACAGGAAAACGUCGCUCGGGGACUUAAGGCUCUCAAACAACAGGAAGACAACUCCGAAGAGGACCGGGCUGUGCUCAUCGACAAAUCUCGCGCUCUCAACACAGCCAACAUCAACCUCGAGGGCGAGCUCAAGACGUCUAACGAAAUCAACGCUUCGCUGGAGACUUACAUCGGCGAACUCAAGGACGACCACCGUCAGCGUAUCAAGGCGCAGGCGAACUCGCAUGCAUCCCAGCUCUCCGCUCGCGAUCAGCAACUCGAGACUGCCCGUAAGACGGCGGCCGACGCAGAGCGGCGCGAGGUUCAGUGCCACAUCGCCCUCUACGAGGAGCGCGAUACCUCCGACGCGGAGCGCCAACGCGCCAACGCAUGUGCCACAGCUUAUGUCGAGGAGAAGCGGAAGAAUUUGAACCUUAAGGAGGUCGGACGCUCGCUUCUCGUUGACUACGCCAAAGUCCAAGAUGAGCGUGACACAUACAAGACACAACUUGAUAUCCUCCGCUUCAGUAUCCUGACUCAACCUUCCACCGAGGACGACGACACAGCAUCGACAUCGCUCGUCAUCUCAACCUCACACAGUUCGUCGACGUCGCUCGCAGUUCUUGCAUCUACGUCUCUCGACGACAUCCUCGCCGUGCAACUGCCGGCAAUCACCUCUAUCACCUCUAUCACCGGCCUCGAGCCGUACGAAGACCUCGCUCAGGCCUGCGCCAAGAUCGUCGCACCCGUAGAGGUCGACCCAUUCGACGCUGACCCGAUGUUGGUCAUGCCCACUUUCCGCUUCACGCGCUCUGCGCCGCCUACACCCAGUCGGAAGACUGUGGCUGAGAGGCAUCUUGGGUACUAUGUGCUCACGCCGUCGCUUUCUAUGCCUAUCGACAUGGACGUUUUCGGCUAG
Molecule: messenger RNA, 2139 nt
Organism: Peniophora sp. CBMAI 1063
Lineage: Eukaryota; Fungi; Basidiomycota; Agaricomycetes; Russulales; Peniophoraceae
Source: the annotation of a GenBank genome assembly